UCCAACACAAACUCACAGUCCUGGAGAGAAAGCGAAGUAAAAUAUCGGAACCGACGAGUGAUUAUGGCUUUGCCUAUGGUCUGCUCUGUUUCUUCUAUCCAAUCCUCAAACCAAUUGCAUUGUUUUUCUCUAAGAAAAGAAAAAUUGGGACUUUAUAGAUUACAAUCGUGGAGCUCUCAUCAGGAGAAUCAUAGAUCGGUUAGACUUGGUAAAAGAGCGUUUCCAAAGAGAUUUGCUGUAAAAAUGACUGAUAGUUCUGCAUCCACUUUGCCUCUGAGUAUCUGCCGAUCAAAGAAAGUUUGGAUAUGGACUGAGUGCAAAGAGGUCAUGACGGUUGCAGUAGAACGCGGGUGGAACACGUUUAUCUUCUCAUCAGACAAUCGAGAAAUUUCAGAUGAGUGGUCAUCGGUUUCCUUGAUGGAUACAUUGUUUAUUGAUGAGAGGCAAGUUACUGAUGUUGCGGGAAAAGUUGUAGCUGCGGUCUUUGAAGUUUCAACACCCGAGGAACUACAGAAGCUUAAGAUCGAAAAUGAGCAGACGGAAAAUAUUGUUCUUGAUUUCUUAUACUGGAAGUCAAUCCCGGCUGAGAAUCUAGUGGCGGCUCUCCAAGGAAGUGAGAAAACGGUGUUUGCCGUUUCAAAUACUGCCUCCGAAGCAAAACUAUACCUCGAGGCUUUAGAACACGGCCUUGGUGGAAUCGUUCUUAAAACCCAAGAUGUCGAAGCUGUUCUUGAUCUAAAGGAAUACUUUGACAAAAGGAAUGAAGAAAGUGAUACAUUAAGCUUGACGGAAGCUACUAUAACUCGGGUUCAAAUGGUCGGUAUGGGCGACCGAGUCUGUGUUGAUCUUUGCAGUCUUAUGAGACCCGGUGAAGGCCUUCUUGUAUGUUUGCCUGUUGGAUCUUUUGCAAGAGGACUCUUCCUGGUUCACUCGGAAUGCAUGGAGUCUAAUUACAUUGCAAGCAGGCCGUUUAGAGUUAACGCUGGACCAGUUCAUGCUUAUGUUGCUGUUCCAGGUGAAAAGACUUGUUACCUCUCGGAGUUAAGGACAGGAAGAGAGGUAAUCGUUGUUGAUCAGAAAGGAAAACAGAGGACAGCAGUUGUUGGGCGAGUGAAAAUUGAGAAGCGCCCGCUUAUCCUCGUGGAGGCUAAGCUUAGUGCAAAGGAGGAGGAAAUGAGUUUUAGCAUUAUCCUACAGAACGUGGAAACAGUUGCAUUAGUCACUCCUCAUCAAGUAAACUCAUCUCGGGAAACUGCUGUUCCCGUGACCUCGCUGAAACCCGGGGAUCAAGUUUUGAUCAGGUUACAGGGCGGUGCACGCCAUACCGGUAUAGAGAUUCAGGAAUUCAUUGUUGAGAAUUGAUCAAAGACUUUCGGAUAACACUGAGACGUAUCAAGUAAAAGGUUUCUGCCUAUUCAUGUCUUGUUUUUAUAUAUGGUCUUGAUUGUUUCAGACUUAGCUUUCAUGUUUAGUUAGUUACAGACUUUAUCCUUAUGUUUGCGUUUGACGUUUACGCUUAUAACUGACAAAUAAAUUUUGCAAAGUUGCGAAUUCGUUACUAAACGUAAACAAAAACAUCAAUAGAUCGAUUUCAGUGA
Messenger RNA from Eutrema salsugineum, 1598 nucleotides. Its product is annotated as 3-dehydroquinate synthase homolog. Gene Ontology annotation, biological process: aromatic amino acid biosynthetic process. NCBI's taxonomy places the organism in Eukaryota, Viridiplantae, Streptophyta, Magnoliopsida, Brassicales, Brassicaceae. The coding region runs from base 64 to 1362 and encodes 432 amino acids. The record is from RefSeq and is a predicted model, not a curated record. Gene Ontology annotation, molecular function: 3-dehydroquinate synthase activity; oxidoreductase activity. The transcript has 10 exons.